CAAGAGGAACUUUGGUCUGAAGUUUCUUCAUCAUCAUUAUUAAUCCAAGAUCCAACAACAAACUUUUACUCAAAUCUCUUUCUCUUAUUCCCUUUUCUAAAAAAAUGGUUUCUUUUCAACUUUUAUAGCUGAUUUACUGAAAUUCAUAUACAGAAAUGAAAUACCCAACAAGGGUUCUUGAGAACUUGUAUUGUAGUAGCUGAUUUUGUAUGAAAAUUUGAUGAUUAGUUGCUUAACUAUUGCUUGGCUUUGCUUUUUGAGCUGACACGAACAAAACAUAUGUCGAGAGAUUUUGUUCAAUCCACUUCAAGGCUGUGUUCUGCUUUUCAAGAUAGCAAUGAUACAAAAUGAGGGUCAAGAACAAAUUCAAGGAAUCAUUCAUUUUACAUUGCAAUGCAGGGGGCAGAUUGUUUCCACUUGUUGUAGGGUGCCUUCUUUUCCUUCACCUUUUCUCCUUUGUUCAUCAAAGAAACGCGCAAAGUGGGGAGACUCACUUAAGUACAGACCAGCGCACACAGUUUAGCAUACUUGAAAAGGUCGAGGAGGAGAAUAUACAGCUUCCACAGCCCAGGAAGCGAUCCACACGUGCUGCCAAACGGAAGCCUAAACGGCCAACCACCUUCAUUGAUGAAUUCCUCGACGAGUCUUCCCAGCUAAGGAAUGUGUUUUUCCCUGAUCAGAGGACUGCUGUGGAUUCUAGGAAGGAUAACGGGAAUGAUACCUACUAUUACCACCCAGGAAGAAUAUGGUUAGAUACAGAGGGAAACCCGAUACAGGCUCAUGGGGGAGGCAUUCUUUACGAUUCGAGGACAAAAAUGUAUUAUUGGUAUGGAGAGUAUAAAGAUGGCCCCACUUAUCAUGCUCACAAAAAAGGAGCUGCAAGGGUUGAUGUCAUUGGUGUCAGUUGCUAUUCGUCUAAAGAUUUGUGGACUUGGAAAAAUGAAGGCAUUGUUUUAGCAGCUGAAGAAAAAAACGAGACACAUGAUUUAUACAAAUUGAAUGUGCUAGAGAGGCCAAAAGUAAUUCACAAUGAGAAGACAGGUAAGUACGUAAUGUGGAUGCAUAUCGACGAUGCCAAUUACACCAAAGCUUCUGUGGGUGUUGCCAUUAGUGAGUUACCCACUGGCCCCUUCAAUUAUUUGUAUAGCAAGCGGCCUCAUGGAUAUGAUAGCAGGGACAUGACACUGUUCAAAGACGAUGACGGUGUAGCGUAUCUGAUUUACUCAUCGGAACACAACAAGGACCUUCAUAUUGGUCCACUUAACGAAGAGUAUAUAGAUGUGACAGAGAGCAUGAGAAAGAUUCUUAUCGGACAACACAGGGAAGCACCUGCUCUAUUUAAGCACCAGGGAACAUAUUACAUGAUCACAUCUGGCUGCACUAGUUGGUCUCCAAAUGAGGCCCUUGUUCAUGCAUCCGAAUCAAUUAUGGGGCCGUGGGAGACCAUUGGAAACCCAUGCAUUGGCGGGAACAAGAUUUUUCGACUAACUACUUUCUUUGCUCAGGGUACAUUUGUGGUUCCUUUAUAUGGGGUACCUGGUCUCUUUAUCUUCAUGGCAGAUAGGUGGAAUCCGGCUGACUUGAAGGAUUCGAGGUAUGUGUGGCUACCAUUGACAGUGGGUAGACCUUUAGAUCAUCGUCCCGAGUACAGUUUCGGGGUCCCUUUGUGGUCUAAAGUGUCUAUAUAUUGGCAUAAAAAAUGGAGACUUCCUUAUAGGUAACAGUGAAAAAUGUAAAUAGGGGUUUUAAAACUCUGAUUUUUUUUUGUAAAACAUAUUCUUCUCUCUGUUGUUUUUGAGUAUUCAUUCACAGCAUGUGUUAAAGUUAUUACCAUUGAUUUAAAAGAGGAUCGGUGUAAAUUUGUAGAGUUCAUAUAUAUACUGCGUUUCUUGAUUUUAACUAUCUUGUC
Molecule: messenger RNA, 1909 nt
Organism: Solanum stenotomum
Lineage: Eukaryota; Viridiplantae; Streptophyta; Magnoliopsida; Solanales; Solanaceae
Exons: 3
Coding region: 348-1721 (457 amino acids)
Biological process (GO): carbohydrate metabolic process
Molecular function (GO): hydrolase activity, hydrolyzing O-glycosyl compounds
Source: RefSeq, a predicted model, not a curated record